Molecule: messenger RNA, 330 nt
Organism: Phodopus roborovskii (desert hamster)
Lineage: Eukaryota; Metazoa; Chordata; Mammalia; Rodentia; Cricetidae
Product: histone H2A-Bbd type 1
Exons: 1
Coding region: 1-330 (109 amino acids)
Cellular component (GO): nucleosome
Molecular function (GO): DNA binding; structural constituent of chromatin; protein heterodimerization activity
Source: RefSeq, a predicted model, not a curated record
AUGGAACAGAAAAGGCGUAAGGAGACCAAAUCACGCUCCACGAGGGUUCCGCCGCCAUUUCCUCUGGAUCUCAUAGAACGCUUCUUCCGUGAAGGAAACGUCUCUCAACGUCUGAGUGCCUCUGCACCCGUGUUCCUUGCUGGUGUGCUCGAGUACUUGACAGCCAACGUUCUGGACCUGGCUGGCAAGGAGGCCCACGCCAGUGGCACAAGGCUCAUAACCCCUGAGCAUGUGACCCAGGUACUAGAGAACAAUGAACAGCUCCGUGAAUUCUUAAAAAAGGAUGAAAACGCUGUGGUCCCUGAGACAUCAGAACCCGAGGAACACUGA